AUGCGCCUCUUGAACGUGCAUACUCUCGCCUUCGAGGAGUUCCACCGGGCACAGGUCCCUCCUUAUGCCAUUCUGUCACAUAGAUGGAGAGAUGAGGAAGUGGCUUUCAAUGAGAUUCACACUCCAGAAGCCACGACCAAGGCGGGCUACGUGAAGAUCUGGAGGUUCUGCGAGAAGGCUGCGGAGCUUGGCUUUGAGUACGGAUGGGUUGACACGUGCUGCAUCGACAAGACGAACAGCACCGAGUUGUCCGAGGCCAUCAACUCCAUGUUCCGCUGGUAUCAGAAUUCCGCAAUAUGUCUAGCAUAUCUAUUCGACGUCACGGCCGAAGCAUAUCAAGAGUCACCGAGCGCCUCUCUCGCACAGAGCAAGUGGUUCACCAGAGGGUUCACACUCCAGGAACUUCUGGCGCCGGCACAAGUCUACUUCCUGGCUAGCGACUGGACCCCCCUUGGGGAUCGCGAUUCCUUGGCGCUCCUGGUCAGCAACAUGACAGGCAUCAACAAGUGGUACCUCACCCAGCCCAUGGAGGAGACAUCGGCAACCCAAGCGGAUCUGCCCCUGGAAUCCCGCCUGUCUCGUGUCCAAAAGGCCACGUUCGCCGAGAAGAUGAGCUGGGCCGCCCGGCGCCAGACUGAGCGGGAAGAGGACAUGGCGUAUAGUCUGCUGGGUCUCUGCGGCGUGAACAUGCCGCUUCUGUACGGCGAGGGACCGGGGGCCUUUCGGCGCCUUCAGCAGGAGAUGAUACGUCAGCAGUGCGACCCCAGUUUGCUUGCCUGGGAUCUCGUCUUUGACAUACCCGAUGAGCACCCUAUAGCUAAGCUGCUUCACGACCCAUCAUCUCUCUGGCCCCGUCCGUCGACGUUCUUCGGCUGGGAGCACCCGUGGAGCCACCCGACGCAUUGGACCGCGCGGAUGAAAGGCGCGCGUGGUGUGCUGGCGUCGCAUCCGGCCGCCUUUGCCAACUCGGCAAGAUUGAUUCCUUUCGAUGCCAGCCUGGACGACUGGGAGCUGACCGUCAAAGGGCUGGCCCUAGAAUUGCCCACCUCUCAUGACGAACAUCCAUAUGUGAUUCUGCCAUUCCGUAUGUCAGGCAAUCCUUGGCAGCUCAUAGCCGUCCCCUUGAUCAGAAUUGGUCAGGAUCUAUGUGGGAGAGCCGCACUUCCACCCAAGCUGGUGCCCUACGCGACCUGGUUCCGGUGGCAGCCGCGCCGGCUCGUGCUGAGUACCAAGGAUCAUGAGGAGAGCCAUAUCUGGGCCACGCAAUAUAAAUCCCGCCGGGGGAUUGUAUGGAUAUCGCUGCCCGAGAAUCUCGAACUCCUGGACGUCUCCCCGCGCGAAGGCUGGGCUCCCUCCUCCAACACCAUCCAUUUCCCACGACACGGGCCCAUGGAGCGCAAAAUCAAGUUCAGAACGAUGGAUACCAAUGACACCUUUUCGAUAUGUAUCUGGCUUACCUCCGGGGUUUUUCCUUCUUGCCUCCGAGCUGCCACUUCCAUUCGCUAUAGGGUUUCGGCAAAUGAUGCCGAAUUUGUGACAGAUCGCUUCGCCAUCAAGACUACUCGUAAACGGUGGCUUCAGCACCCGGCUUUCUAUCUAGAAAUCGCGGCUCCUCCGCAACGGCACCACAACUCUUCCGGCUUCUCUGCCGCACAAAUCAUCUCCACCGUGCAAGGAAGAUCGUGUGAGGCCUUCGCGGCGGCGAAGCAUGCCGCCAAGGAAGUUCGAGACGGCUUCACAGGUGCAAAUAUGGAGACGACUAUCUGCUUCUGCUAUUACCUCCCCGUCUCAUCGAUGCUGGCCAGUUUCGCCAGACUCCUUGCUCUUCGCCCCAAGACGGCUGGGAACGACCAGUGCUAUUGUCCUGAGAGCGGUGAUCAGUGGGGUCAGUACCUUCCAUGGGACUGGGUGCUGUACGGACCGAAAUGCCUUGCGUGCGUCGACCCAAUCGAAGCGGCAUUUUCGACCGCGGCCUGUUGCGUCUCGAUCCAUUUGGCAUACCGACUGAUACCCUGGACCGCGUAUCUGAUUCCAGUGGCCUCGAGAGUCAUACAUAGGCUCAGGCUCCUGCUGGCUAUCCUCGUAAGCAUACCAGCGAUUCUUUGCGUUAUGUUCACGAGCCAACGGACCCUGCACAUGGGCCUGUCGCUCUCCCUGGCCGCGUAUAUGCCCUCUGUCAUCUUCUUCCACUGGGCCGACAAGCUCCCCUACGUGCUUCCGUACCAGUUCCUCCUGCACAUCUGGACGUAUCGUAAUCACGCGCAAUACCUGGAUCCCGCCUCCAUCGGCGUGGGCAUGCUCGCCACAGUCGUAUGGCUCACCACGCAGGAGGGGCUGGUCAACGUCACGAUGACGCCGCAACACCCUUUCAGUGGUCUCUUGAUUGGGAUGAUGCUGUAUCUGGCUUAUUCUUCGGGGUGUUUACCUUUCGUGUAG
This is a messenger RNA of Neoarthrinium moseri, 2436 nucleotides long. RefSeq lists its product as uncharacterized. The record is from RefSeq and is a predicted model, not a curated record. The transcript has a single exon. Lineage: Eukaryota; Fungi; Ascomycota; Sordariomycetes; Amphisphaeriales; Apiosporaceae. The coding region runs from base 1 to 2436 and encodes 811 amino acids.